Molecule: messenger RNA, 528 nt
Organism: Daphnia carinata
Lineage: Eukaryota; Metazoa; Arthropoda; Branchiopoda; Diplostraca; Daphniidae
Exons: 1
Coding region: 1-528 (175 amino acids)
Source: RefSeq, a predicted model, not a curated record
AUGCUAUGGAAAGACGAGCCUUGUCCCCCUAUCGAGACGCCAUCGAAGUUCGAGAAUCAAUUCCGUAAAUCGAUUUCGACCCAAACGAUGGAAAUUGCGGAAAAUAUGGAACUGAACACGAGUGAAUCGGAAUGUGUGGAAUUAGAAACGAUGGAAGCUGAAAACGUGGAAAAGGAAAAGAGGCAACCAGAAAGAGUGGAUGUGGAAAAUGCGGAAUUUGAAACAGUGGAAUCGGAACCGGCGGAAAUGCAAAUGGACGCCGAUCAAAACGAUAAGCAAAAUUUAUGCUUUGAAAACGAAACUGGAAAAACAUAUGAUUCAGACGGUGAUGUAUCAAUCGCUGAUGACAUGUUGGUAAAUCAACAUAAUACUACCCCGAUUCCCGAAAACAAUGUAGUUGCCAUAGAUAUGGAAUCUGAGACUCGACAGGUGGCGCCCGCCAUCGAUCAAGCUGAAGAAUUGACACCGCAAAAUGCUACCGGACGCCCGCUAAGGAAUCGAAGACUACCCAUUCGUUAUAGAAAUUAG